UCGGUUCUGUCCAAACAGAACGUGAGCUGUUAGCAGUCUGACUGUUGGAGCGCCGCUCGGUGCUAAACCGAUUCAUGUUGUUUUUUUAGCCUCCCGUCCCUUUAAACUAGACUAUUUUAUCGAAGAAUGAGUGAUAACGAUGAUAUCGAAGUCGAUAGUGACGAAGAAUCACCGAGAUAUCACUCUGUGGCAGACAAACGGGCACACCACAAUGCGCUGGAGCGCAAGCGUAGGGACCACAUCAAAGACAGCUUUCACAGCCUCCGGGACUCGGUGCCCGCCCUGCAGGGAGAAAAGGUUGGUAAAGCUCAAACUCAGUCUACCAAACAGGCGUCUCGAGCUCAAAUCCUAGACAAAGCCACAGAGUACAUCCAGUACAUGAGGCGGAAAAAUCACACACACCAGCAGGACAUCGACGACCUGAAGAGGCAGAAUGCGCUGCUGGAGCAGCAAGUCCGUGCUCUGGAGAAGGUGAAGGGCUCCGCUCAGCUCCAGACCAGCUACUCGUCGUCUGACAGCAGCCUCUACACCAACCCCAAAGGCAGCGCAGUGUCUGCGUUUGACGGAGGCUCUGACUCCAGCUCCGAGUCCGAGGCUGAUGAGCCGCCCAACAGGAAGAAGCUGCGCGUGGAGGCCAGCUAGAAAGCCGAGCAGCUACAACCUGGCCAAGGUCGAGGUGGCGGAGCACAAGGGAGGGUGAGAGGAAACGCAGCCUUCAAAGCUCUCGAGGCUCAUCAAACCCUCCCCCCUCAUGCCAACAACCACCACCCCCGGCCUCCCUCACCGACGUCCUCGUUCUCUCUCCUCCAUCUCUGGGUGGGCUCGCACUGGAGACUCAUGACCCCUCAAACCUCCUCACACCGCCAUCACAAUUGUCUCUCUUUCCACCCGAUCUCCGCGAACAAGAGGGAGGAAGUCAGCAGGGUGGAAGACGACUGCUUCAAUACAUCUAGAGAGCUUCAGGUUUUUUCCCCUUCCCAUCCCUCUCUCCCUUUUCUCUGGUUCUGCGUCAUUGGUAUUUCCCCCCUAGCAAUGUCAACAAUCCAAAACCCAAAAAGAGGCAGCUUGGCUACUUAAGGACUUGAUGCUUUUUUGUACCCACAAUAAAGCCCCUCCUCCUACCCGGGUUGUUUUUGGGGGGUGGGA
Messenger RNA from Seriola dumerili (greater amberjack), 1146 nucleotides. RefSeq names its product MYC associated factor X (gene max). NCBI's taxonomy places the organism in Eukaryota, Metazoa, Chordata, Actinopteri, Carangiformes, Carangidae. Gene Ontology annotation, biological process: positive regulation of transcription by RNA polymerase II. Gene Ontology annotation, cellular component: RNA polymerase II transcription regulator complex. The coding region runs from base 127 to 642 and encodes 171 amino acids. Gene Ontology annotation, molecular function: DNA-binding transcription factor activity; protein dimerization activity. The record is from RefSeq and is a predicted model, not a curated record. The transcript is spliced from 5 exons.